Molecule: messenger RNA, 204 nt
Organism: Chaetura pelagica (chimney swift)
Lineage: Eukaryota; Metazoa; Chordata; Aves; Apodiformes; Apodidae
Product: bolA-like protein 2
Exons: 2
Biological process (GO): intracellular iron ion homeostasis
Cellular component (GO): nucleus; cytosol
Molecular function (GO): 2 iron, 2 sulfur cluster binding
Source: RefSeq, a predicted model, not a curated record
GAGGUCGAGGACACGACCCCGACUCGGUGCUCGACCAGUUUCAGGCUCUUGGUGGUUUCCGGACGUUUCCGGGGCCUUGGGCUCCUCCAGAGACACAGGCUGGUUAAUGAGGCGCUGGGGGAGGAGCUGAACUCGAUCCACGCCCUGGAGCAAAGGACCUUGACCCCGGAGCAGUGGGAGGAGGAGAAGCUGAAACGGGCCUGA